CUGUUACAGGUGGCGUCCGCGGGCGCGGAGGCGCUGGCGUCGCUCGAGCACAAACAUCGACCAAGCACGCAGCCACAGCCACGCACUGCGCUCGACGACUUGCCGCAACAUUCUUAGCGUAAAAGUUAACGUGGAUGGUUUACUCUAUGUAAUUUGCGAUGUUGGAGUUGAUAAGUUUCCUUCGAGCAUAGUGCGCGAACGACUUUUCGAAAUACGAAAGUGCCAAGUACAAUGUGCCUUAUUGGUGUUCCCGCGAUUUUCUCCACAAUGGAUUGGGAAAUUCGUACUUGUUACAAUUAUACGCUACGCAAAUGUGAAUAAUUGAAAAAAAUGAGCAGAAAUUAUAUUAGAAGAAUACCAGAGUUUCACGAUGAGCACUGCUGCGCCGGGAAUGUCACUGGGAACUUUCGGCGCACGUCCUCACUGCGUUUGCGCGGUGAGAAGAUGGUGCAACGUUCACCUCUUUCCACCAGGAAAUUAAUUCCCAUAAUCACGGAAAAUACACACCACAAAACCCGGAGCGAUGGGCCUCGCCUCCCGGAGCCCGGUUACCGCCAGAGAAGCCAUUCUUUUAGCAAUAAUGGUCAAAAGCCAAGGAAACCUUGCCUGAAGUCACAAGACAACUGUGAUGGCAAACUCAGCAUGACAGACUCUGCCCACACUCCACCUGGCUCUCCCGAGGACCUGCCUGAUGAUGAAUCUCUUCACAGUUAUGGCAGCGCUGCUACUGCAGCUUCUGUGGAUGCAGGUUAUGCACCAUUUAAUGGGACCACCUUCAGUGGCCGGUCUAUGCGAUAUGUCCUGCAUUGUUCCUCUCAUGCUGGCCUUGCUGGUGAUGAGUAUCUCACUCCUACCCAAAGAGCUCAAAAACAAAUCCGUCGACUCAAAAACCUACUCACUCAAGCUAAAAAAGAUUUGGAAAAGAAAGACAGUGAAAUAUUUCACCUCACAAAAGAAGUUGUUGAACUACGUCUGUACAAAGCAUCCAUAUGCUCUCCUGAUGAAAAAUCAAAUUCAAGUGAAAUUGUAACAAUAAGGGAAAAUGCUGAAGAUCUGUCUCUUGAACAAGAAAGUCCAAAACGUGAAGAAGCAUGUAGAUCUUUUGAUGUCACUGAUAGUCCCUUGUUCAAAGACCAGACCCCAACUAGAUGUCAAAAUGAAAUGCAAGGGUCCUUUACUGACUCCGGCCACUUUGAUGAUCUCACUAACUCUUCUUUACACUCUAAGGAGUCAGUUCACAUGUUAACACAAGAGGCUUCUUGCAUGACCGAAUUUAAUGAUGCAGAAGAGGAACGCCGUAGUUUAAUAAUGUUUUAUGAAAAAAAAGUAGAUGAUGUGAUGAGAAGUCACAUGGGUGAGACACAGGAGUUGAAGAAGGCACAUAAUGAUAAGGUUGAGGCAUUGCUGCAGAAGCUGGCUGACGUAAAUACGCGGUACUGUGAGUUGCUGCCUAACUAUGAGCAAGCUAAGGAGAGAAUCCACGCUUUGGAGAAACAGCUGGAGGACGCAAGUCGGCAGCUUAAUGAUGAAGAAAGCAGACACCGGUCCAUAUACUUGCAAAUGUACCAGAAAGGCAUGGAGGCAGCUAAAUUUGAAUUGGAUAAGGAUGGUGAAGCGAGUACAUCUCAGGGACCAGUAAACAGGGUAUCCGUUGAGGAACUACUUGAACAGUUGCAGAUAACCCAGACCGAGCUCGAAAAUGUCCGAGACACGGCAUUCACAUCGGACCGAACGGCAAAGUCACAAGUACUUCUAAGUGCAAAGGAGGCUGUUUCUUUAUGGGUCCUAGGAGCUCGAAAGGCUAUGUACCGUCGAAUUGUCGAGUCGCAAAAGGGUAAUAAAACCACUGUGGACCCCGAGGUGACACUGCAGUUCCUCAAGUCGGCCAUCUACUACUUCCUCACAGACCCGGAGAACCACCAGGGUCAUCUCAACGCGAUAGAAAACAUCCUAGGCUUUACUGAGGCAGAGAAAAAUAAUAUACGCAAAGCUAGAGCGACGUAGAAAGACUGCUGUGAUUGUGUGAUAUGUCUUUAGAUAAAUUUUGUUGCUAUUUAGAUAGAAAUCAUUGUUGCAUGUCGUCGAUGACGUACAACUAAUAGUUUAAGAUAUUUUUGAUUGGGGUAUAAGCAUAGUAUUAAAGGUGUGCACACUAUUUUGAAAUUAUUUUAAGACGUCCCUGCAUAGCAUAAUAAGGCACAUAAUAAUGUUUUAAGUUAAUGGUGAUUGCUAUUACUUUAUAAGUUUCAAUCGAAUUUAUUUCCUAGUUAUUGAAUUGUGAUUUUCUUUUAUAAUUUUAAGGGCCAAAGAAUCGUUUUCUUUUUGUGCAAUUUUGACAUUAGUUUUAUGUAAAAGUACAGUGAACCAAAAUGCAUUCCUUGUAGAUUUAGUGUAAGUGUUGUUUGUAUAUUUUAUAGUUUUAUCAUCUUAUAUGGUGUUGUUUUCCUUUUUGGUCUUUUAUUUUUUGUUAAUGCAUGCUGGUCGGCAUUGUAUAGCUUUUUAUUGUAUUUUAAUAUUAUGUUGAGGUUUAUACAAAAUUUUCGUAAUAAUUUUUAAGGUGAAUUUCACUUGCGCAUAAUAAAUAAGCUAAGACGCUAGUGACUAAUGUAUAAGCAGUUCUCGCACUGCACUUUAGUGCUACAGUCUGCUAUCUAUGGAGGACACGUAAGUAAAAUUAAUCUUAGAAGUUAUCACGGGCUUUGUGAUCACGUCUUGCCACCUUGACUUACAUUUGUGAUUCUAUCAGAUUUAUGCAUGUUAUAAGGCUGAAUCACCGCGUACUGCUUUUAUUGCGGAUUUCAAUUCAGUUUUCAAUUUGGCAUUUAAAGAUACAUCGAAAAUAAUUCUAAUUUUACCAUAGCAGGAUACCUAACUUAUAAAAUUCAAAUACUCGUGUUUCUUUUAAUGUCAAAUUCGAAACUAGAAGGUAUGUAACUUUGUGUAUUGUCAUGUUUUAAUUAAACAGUCAUAAUAAGAAAUUUUGCCUCGUCUUGCCUCCCGAUUGCAAAUGUGACAGUAUAUAUAAAAUGUUAUUGAUAUCAACUUCAAUAAAAUCAGAAUUAUAGGGUUAAGAGCCGUGGGAAAAUAUAAUAUGUAAUAAAAAUUGAAGGGUUAGGAAACUUAUUAUUUUUAUAUUUUGAUUAUGAUCAAACCGCCUAACGUCCAUUAAAAAUUAUAAAAAUAGCAAGACUUAUACCUAUAGUUUUCUCUUUACUCUGAUAGAUGUAAAGGUAACCAUUCCAUUGAACUCUAUUGUAGCAAGCAUUGCAGUUGUGAUCCAUUAUUAGGGUUCGGGAAGGCAUAUUGAGCUCAAUGGAAUAUAAUGCCUGUCAUAGGUAUUUGUUUUGGUUGAUUUUCGAGUUAUUGUAACACUUUAGGACACACAUGAGGUUUCCGUGACAAUUUGCUUGUUUUUAGUUAUGAAUAAAUAAAUUAUUGAUUUAUGA
This is a messenger RNA of Plodia interpunctella (Indianmeal moth), 3446 nucleotides long. RefSeq names its product quick-to-court (gene qtc). Lineage: Eukaryota; Metazoa; Arthropoda; Insecta; Lepidoptera; Pyralidae. The transcript has 6 exons. The coding region runs from base 331 to 2004 and encodes 557 amino acids. The record is from RefSeq and is a predicted model, not a curated record.